Messenger RNA from Pteronotus mesoamericanus, 5374 nucleotides. It is a transcript of the gene MALT1, whose product is annotated as MALT1 paracaspase. NCBI's taxonomy places the organism in Eukaryota, Metazoa, Chordata, Mammalia, Chiroptera, Mormoopidae. The record is from RefSeq and is a predicted model, not a curated record. Gene Ontology annotation, biological process: innate immune response; proteolysis; B cell activation. Gene Ontology annotation, molecular function: cysteine-type endopeptidase activity. The transcript is spliced from 17 exons. The coding region runs from base 1 to 2547 and encodes 848 amino acids.
AUGCGGCUGGCGGGAGCAUCGGCAGUCGCGGGGUCGCCUGCACGGGAGAUGCCGCAGUGCGGGGAGCCGCAGCAGGCCCUGUCGCCCCCGGCCUCGCAGCUGCCUCUGGUCACACCUUCGGGGCCGCCGCUCCCCGCUCCGGGCAGCGUGACCAUCAGCCGUCUUCCGGAGCCGCUGCUGCGGAGGCUUAGCGGGAGUUUGGACCGAGCGCCCGAGGGCCGGGGCUGGAGGAGGCUGGCCGAGGUGGCGGGGAGUCGGGGGCGCCUCCGGCUGAGUUGCCUGGACUUGGAGCAGUGCUCCCUUAAGGUCUUGGAGCCGGAAGGAAGCCCCAGCCUGUGUCUCCUGAGGCUCCUGGGUGAGAAGGGCUGCACCGUGGCGGAGCUGAGCGACUUCCUGCAGGCCCUGGAGCACACCGAGGCCCUCCAGCUUCUCAGCCCCCCAGGAAUAAAGAUCACCGUAAACCCCGAAUCAAAGGCAGUCUUGGCUGGACAGUUUGUGAAACUGUGUUGCCGGGCAACGGGACAUCCUUUUGUACAAUAUCAAUGGUUCAAAAUGAACAAAGAGAUUCCAAACGGAAAUGCAUCAGAACUUAUUUUUAACACAGUCCAUGUAAAAGAUGCAGGCUUUUAUGUCUGUCGAGUUAAUAACAACUGCACCUUUGAAUUCAGUCAGUGGUCACAGCUGGAUGUCUGUGAUGUCACAGAAUUAACAGAAAGCUUCCAGGGAAGUUCGGAUGGCACCUCUGAGGCCAAGUUGCAAAUAUGUGUUGAACCCAGGUCCCAAAAGCUGAUGCCAGGAAGCACGUUGGUCCUGCAGUGCGUGGCUGUUGGAAGCCCUAUUCCUCACUACCAGUGGUUCAAAAAUGAAUCACUGUUAACACACGAGACAAAAAAGACAUACAUGGUACCUUAUGUGGAUUUGGAGCAUCAAGGAACCUAUUGGUGUCGUGUAUAUAAUGAUCGAGACAGUCAAGAUAGCAAGAAGGUAGAAGUCAUCAUAGGAAGAACAGCUGAGGCAGUGGAGUGCACUGAAGAUGAAUUACAUCACCUUGGGCAUCCUGAUAAUAAAGAGCAAACAGCUGAGCAACCUUUGGCAAAGGACAAGGUUGCUCUUUUGAUAGGAAAUAUGAAUUACUGGGAGCACCCUAAGCUUAAAGCUCCUUUGGUGGACGUGUAUGAAUUGACCAACUUGUUAAGGCAGCUAGACUUUAAAGUCGUUUCCCUGUUGGAUCUGACUGAAUAUGAGAUGCGUAAUGCUGUGGAUGAAUUUUUACUACUUUUAGACAAAGGAGUAUACGGAUUAUUAUAUUAUGCGGGACAUGGUUAUGAAAACUUUGGGAACAGCUUUAUGGUCCCUGUUGAUGCUCCAAAUCCAUAUAGGUCUGAAAACUGUCUCUGUGUGCAGAAUAUACUGAAAUUGAUGCAAGAAAAAGAAACUGGACUCAAUGUGUUCUUGUUGGAUAUGUGUAGGAAAAGAAAUGACUACGAUGAUACCAUUCCAAUCUUGGAUGCACUGAAAGUCACCGCCAACAUUGUGUUUGGAUAUGCCACGUGUCAAGGAGCAGAAGCUUUUGAAAUCCAACAUUCUGGAUUGGCAAAUGGAAUCUUUAUGAAAUUUUUAAAAGAUAGAUUAUUAGAAGAGAAGAAAAUUACUGUGUUACUGGAUGAAGUUGCAGAAGAUAUGGGUAAAUGUCAUCUCACCAAAGGCAAGCAGGCUCUCGAGAUCCGAAGCAGUUUAUCUGAAAAGAGAGCCCUGACUGACCCCAUACAAGGAACGGCACACUCCGCAGAGUCGCUGGUGCGGAACCUGCAGUGGGCCAAGGCGCACGAACUUCCAGAGAGUAUGUGUCUUAAAUUUCAGUGUGGUGUUCAGAUUCAAUUAGGAUUUGCAGCUGAGUUUUCCAACGUCAUGAUAAUCUACACAAGUAUAGUUCACAGACCGCCUGAUAUAGUAAUGUGCGAUGCCUAUGUCACUGAUUUUCCACUUGACCUGGAUAUUGAUCCAAAAGAUGCAAAUAAAGGGACACCUGAAGAAACUGGCAGCUAUUUAGUAUCAAAGGAGCUCCCCAAGCAUUGCCUCUACACUAGACUCAGCUCACUGCAGAAAUUAAAGGAGCAACUAAUCUUCACAGUGUGUUUAUCAUAUCAGUACUCAGGAUUGGAAGAUACCAUAGAGGAAAAGCAGGAAGUGAAUGUUGGGAAACCUCUCAUUGCUAAACUAGACAUCCAUCGAGGUUUGGGAAGGAAGACUUGCUUUCAAACUUGUAUUAUGUGCAAUGGCCCUUACCAGAGCUCUACGUCCACCUCGGCCGGACAGUAUCAUUCUUCUCAAGACUCCUUCCUUGGUGUGUACCAUUCACAUGUUGGUAAUUCCAACAGCGUCCUGCCAUCGGAGAGUUGUCAUUGCAGCCGGACUGCGGAUGCAUUUAUUUCAAGUCAUCACACACACCAUUACUCGUGUCAGUUUGGUAGAAGUAACGUGCCAGUCGAGACAACUGAUGAAAUACCAUUCACCUUCUCUGAUGGGCUCAAGAUUUCUGAAAAGUGACCUCCUUGCUUUUGAAAGUUAUAAUUACAAGAUGCCUCAUAUGCAACAGUACUUAUGUAAAGUGAAGUACUAUGAAAAAGCACAUAUGCGUAUGUAGAGAAAAAAAACUACUAACAGCCAUUUCAUGGUGAGCUCAGGACAUUGAGAUGCUGGAAUUAUAUUAUUUAAUCACAAACUUCCUCAGCCUCCUUCCUCUGUUAAGGUUUUGGGAAUAGGCUGAUUGGUUCUGUAAGAGUGAGGUAUGGCUGUAUAUAUGUUCAUUUGUAUAUAAGAAAAAUAUUUUCAUUUUGACCACUCUUAAGUGAGAACAGUGGGAAUGGCAUUACUGUAGAAUAAAUCAUUGUAUUUUUAGAACCAGGAAAAGAAUCUUCACGAUCACCAGGCUUCACCAGAUUUUGUCAGGCAGAGGAACAAACUGAGGUAUCUUUGAAGUUGGAGUCGGUGCUGAAACCUCCAGGUGUCUGUUCCCAGGAUAUUCCACUACACUGCCUUCCUAACGGGUUCUGAGACAGGCAUUGUGUUUGUAGCUAGACUCAAAAAUAGCUAUGUAAAUGUACAUAUCUGUACAUAAACUAGAAAUGUACAAACUUUUGUUUUUGAUUAUAGGACUUUGAUGCCUGUGUCAGUUAAGAGGUUUGUAUAUAAACUUUAUGGAGAACAAGCUGAAAUGUUUCAGUCUAAGGUCAUGGAAGCAUAUGAGCAGUAAAAAUGUUUGUCUGUUAAAGCUGGACAGCAGGCUGAGAGGAUGAUAGUGCUACUGGCACAACCUUGGUGUCUGCCUGUCUGACUCUUACAAACAUCGGACAUGCCUUCCUUGAUAGCGUGUACUUCCUUAUUGAAUGUUACUCGCCUUAGGAGAUAAUCUUAUCGCCUUUGUUCUUAAACUUAUUCUACCCAAAAGCAAGUUUAAAAGGCAGCUGUCAAAAACAAAAAACUGAAUUCAUAACUUGAAAACAUUCCACAAAGAAAACCUCAGGCCCAGGUGGCUUCACUGCUGUAUUCUACCAAACAUUUAAAGGUCAACACCAAUCCUUUGCAAACAGUCCCCACAAACAGAAGACGAGAGAACACUUCCCAACACCUCUGCUGUGGCCGUGUUGCCCUGACACAGAACCAGACAAAGACAUCACAAGAAAACUACAGCCAAUGUCUAUUAUGAGUAUAGAUUUAAAAAUCAUCAAGAAAAUACCAGCAAGUUGAACCUAGCAACAUGUAAAAAAGCAUUAUACACCAUGACCAAGUGAGAUUUAUCGCAGGGAUGCACAAUCAGUUUAACAUCCAAAAAUCAGUGUAAUAUGCAAAUGAUUCUUAUUCACAGAUGUCAUAUUUUAUAAAGUCACCGGUAAUACUGAAUUAGAGAAUAUGGAUCCAUAGCCCCUGGGGGAAGUGCGCCCGAGCUGGAAUCCAUACCUGCCCAACUGGCCACAGGGCCAGAGCUGCUUGCACUACACUGCCUGACCCCUGCCUUCUCUGUCCUCUGGUCAUUGCUGUAGGAGAGCGGAAACAAGAAGGUGCUGGCUCAUUCGACCUGAGCUGAGAGCAUGCCCAUGAGGGAACUGAAAAUCCUCACUGGUCUGUGGAUGAUCAUCACAGUGCUGCAAGUAUUGACUUUGGGAUCUCAAAUUGGCAAAUUCACAAAAUGAGAAUCAUGAAUAAUGAGGAUUAACUGCACCGUGUUCAUAAAGGACAAAGUGACCACAUGAUCGUCUUGACAGGUGCAGAAAAAAAACAGUUGAUAAAAUUUAGCACUUUUUCAUGAUAAAAGUGCUCAAUGUACUGGGAAUUAAAGGGAAGUUCCUAAACAUAAUAAAAGACAUCUAUGAAGGACCCGCAGAUACAUCUGCAGACACCCAGACACAAAAAGAGAAGAGACCCCGGGACCAGCACGAGGCACCCACCCGCACCAUGACCAAGACCACCAAGACCCACGUUGCCUUGCUUGCCUGCAGCAGGUUCAGUCCCAUCACUAACGGGCACAUUCAGAUGUUUGAAAGAGCCAGAGGUUAUUUGCAAAAAAGUGGCAGGUUUAUUGUAAUUGGCAGGAUCGCCUCUCCUGUCCACAGCUCCUGUGGAAAACGGCAUGUGUUGAGCCUUCAUCAUCUCAUCAUGUGUCAGCUGGCCGUCGAGAAUUCCGAUUGGGGUCAGGGUGGACCCAUGGAGUGCUACCCGGCCAUCUGGCGGACGACCCGCAGUGUGCUGGGGCACCACCAGGACCUCAUGAGGCGGGUGACUGGCUGCAUCCUCUCCCGGGUCAACACACCCUUCAUGACGCCUGUGAUCGGACAGCCCCAAAAUGAGAACCCCCUGCCCAUGUACCAAAACAACAACAUGCCCGCCACGCCCACUGCAGCCAAGAUCUUGGGGAAGGUGGAAGGAAGUCGAAGCCGGAUCCGCUGUGUCCGCCGGCCGGUGGAGCACUUUGCCUCUGUGGGUGAGAAUGCCAGCCCGUGCUCGGCGAUCGGUAUGAGAUCAAGCUGCAGAUCUUGCUGCUGUGUGGCAGGGACCUGCUGGAGUCCUGCCUCCUGGGGCUCUGGAGUGCGGCAAAUAAGGAGGUGAUUGUUGGGGACUCUGGGAUCGUGGUGGUGCCCUGGGGCACAACUGACACAGACUGAAUCAUGAAUCACUCCUCAGUGCUCCGCAAAUACAAAAACAUCCUGGUGCUGAAGGAAGACAUCUCCACCCCGUGUCUGUUGGCAGCUCAACCAAGAGCAGGCUGGCCCUGCAGCAUGGGACGGCCACAUCAUGGAUUACCUGUCGCAGCCGGUCAUUGACUACAUUCUCAGGAGCCAGCUAUACAUCCACGCCUCGGGGUAGCGACCACACAGCC